AUGGAAGUUUCUAAAGCUCUGAAAUUGUUUUUAUUUCUUGGAUUUUUCGUACUUCUUCGAAUCUCUUACGCCAAACGAAUUAGUUCAUUCACUUCAAUCAGUUGUUCAGGAUCAAAUAAAACUUUGGUGAUAUCGGAAUGUUAUGUUAAGCCGGUCUCUGAACAUCAAUCAGGAUUCAACAUUGUUCUGGAUUUCCUCACAAAAGUCAAUAAACUUAUGAUCUAUUAUGAAUUCGGUGCUAAAUUAGGAAAGAGCUUCCGAACAAUUGCGAAAGGAGAUGACAUAGAAAUUUGUAGGUUUUAUGAUGGAAUGACUGUUGGUCUCAUGAAAUUUGCAAUGGGUAUGUUAGAAAAAUUUCCAAAAAAGGCACUGGGACCAUGUCCAAUAGAAGGUCAUCGUGAGUUCUUGAACAUCACAAUUGGUAAAACAGAUGCUAAAAAAAACGCUCCCACAGCUAAUUACAGUCUUUUCUUGCGAUUUCAUAAUGGAAAUGAUGAUAAUUUGGCUUCGAUCAAGCUUUCCAUUGAUGCUUUUAAUGUUCAAGAUUAA
Messenger RNA from Clunio marinus, 549 nucleotides. The record is from the annotation of a GenBank genome assembly. NCBI's taxonomy places the organism in Eukaryota, Metazoa, Arthropoda, Insecta, Diptera, Chironomidae.